GUGGCUACUAGAUUUUUCCACCGCGAAAAACUUCCCAUUACCAUCAGUUCUUCUGCAUUUUCGGAGUCACCGAUUCAGCGGCGGAGAAGAGGAAAUGGCCGUUCGAAGAUCGUCGAGUUCGAGGAAGAGAGUGGAUGCUGCUCCCUCCGACGCCGCCACCACUGGUCCUUCCCUUGUGAGAGCCAAAGACGGCAGUGCUUUUGCUCGAUGUGGUGAGUGCGGCAAAAGUGUUCCGGCCGCCCUAAUCAGCAUGCAUAGCUGUAGCCUCGAUACCAAAAUUAGAAUGAAUUUAGAGGCUCAGACUGUCGAGAAGCAAACUCAAGCUAAAAAGCCAGCUGAAAGGAAAAGAUCAGCACCAUCGGAACCAAAAGCCACUAAAUCCAAAACGGACAAGAGGAAGAAGAAAGACAAAGAUCCAAAUGCCCCCAAGCGCCCUCCUACAGCCUUCUUUAUCUUCAUGGAGGACUUCAGAAAGUCAUUUAAAGAAGCAAAUCCUGAUUCUAAAGGCGUUAAAGAGGUUGCAAAGGAGGGUGGUGAGAAAUGGAAAUCAAUGACUGAUGAAGAGAAGAAGCCUUACCAGGAUAAAGCUGCCGAGCUGAAAGCAGAGUACGAAAAAGCCUUGGAAACCCGAAACACUGAGAACGAGGAUGAUGAGAAAGACACAGAAGAGGUUACAGAGAAGGAGGCAGAGAAAGUAACAGAUGAGUAAAACAUUCCCAAGUUAGUCUUUUGUGAUAGUAAAUAGCUAGAAACAGCAUCAUCGCUUGGUUCCUUUUGUAAAUUCUCUAAUUUAGCCAAAAACCGCCGUUGGAUUCUAUGGUUGCGUCACAAGCAAAUAUAGUACCCAUGCUUAUUAGUCUAGACCCGCACACAUCGGCUAGCCUCUUCUUAGCAUACCCAUUUUAAAACCGAGAGGAAAAGUUUGGGAUGAAAACCAAAACAUGAUAAUAUGGGAGGCUUCGUAUCUCGUGUCUGAACCGUUCUAACUAACCCAAUGAGAAUUGGAGUGCCUAAUGGGGUUGGGCUUUUGUAAAACUUUUUGGCCUUUUCUGACAGUUUUAUGGCCAUAUGCGUCCGCCAUUUGUUUGAAUGAUAUCAUAUUUUGGUGCA
Cucurbita moschata (crookneck pumpkin) is the source of this 1110-nucleotide messenger RNA. Its product is annotated as high mobility group B protein 7-like. The record is from RefSeq and is a predicted model, not a curated record. The transcript has 8 exons. Bases 95 to 709 code for a protein of 204 amino acids. Lineage: Eukaryota; Viridiplantae; Streptophyta; Magnoliopsida; Cucurbitales; Cucurbitaceae.